Apus apus (common swift) is the source of this 684-nucleotide messenger RNA. RefSeq names its product dynein light chain Tctex-type 4 (gene DYNLT4). Gene Ontology annotation, biological process: microtubule-based movement. NCBI's taxonomy places the organism in Eukaryota, Metazoa, Chordata, Aves, Apodiformes, Apodidae. The record is from RefSeq and is a predicted model, not a curated record. The transcript has a single exon. Gene Ontology annotation, molecular function: dynein intermediate chain binding. Gene Ontology annotation, cellular component: cytoplasm; cytoplasmic dynein complex. The coding region runs from base 7 to 684 and encodes 225 amino acids.
ACCUGCAUGGCCAGGCAACCUUCACCAGAGGUGGCCCUGCCAGCCCAGGUGAUGGCUGCAGACAGUGCUGAAGCCCCUCUGCUCCGGGCCACCCGCCACAGCUCCCAGCCACCAGCCCCAGCACGGGGUGCUGAGGAAUGCAAACCACCACCCCUGCUCUCCCGCCGCAGCUCCAUCCUCAGCACCCACCUAGCACCCCUGGCCAGCCGCCGCAGCUCACUCGGGGCAGCCCCAGGGAGCAGGCGCUUCUCCAUCAGCUCCUGGAUGCUCCACAGCCGUGUCAGCUUCUCUGGACUCCCCCUCUUCCAGCCCAUCCUCAAGACCCACCUCGAAAACACUUACAGGAUGGGACCAGAUGAAGGCUGCAAGUUCAAUGCAGGGCGGGUGCAGCAGGUGCUGGAGGGAGUCCUGGCUGGGACCCUGGGGACCUCAGUCUACAGCCCCCAGAGCAGUGCCCCCCUGGCCCAGAGCCUGGCUGAGCUGCUGCGGAGCCGAGCAAAGGAGGUGGUACCACCCCGCUACAAGCUGGUCUGCCAGGUGCUGCUGGGCCAGCAAGGCCAGCAGAGCCUGCUGGCAGCCAGCCGGGCACUCUGGGACCCCGAGAGUGACAGUUUUGCUUCUGCCACUUUCUCCAACACCUCCCUCUUUGCUGUGGCCACAGUGCAUGGGGUCUACUUUGAGUAG